Hippocampus comes (tiger tail seahorse) is the source of this 1883-nucleotide messenger RNA. RefSeq names its product sodium- and chloride-dependent GABA transporter 2-like. The transcript is spliced from 14 exons. Gene Ontology annotation, cellular component: cell projection; plasma membrane. Gene Ontology annotation, biological process: nitrogen compound transport; amino acid transport; sodium ion transmembrane transport. NCBI's taxonomy places the organism in Eukaryota, Metazoa, Chordata, Actinopteri, Syngnathiformes, Syngnathidae. The record is from RefSeq and is a predicted model, not a curated record. Gene Ontology annotation, molecular function: gamma-aminobutyric acid:sodium:chloride symporter activity. Bases 107 to 1864 code for a protein of 585 amino acids.
CUUGCUUGGUUGCUCAUUAAGUGUCAUGGAAUUAAAAGUACAACUGGACAGACAGUGUGAGUGAGUAGCUAAACGGAAGGUAGGAUUCAGGUCACGCUUUUAGGGAAUGUGGAACAAAAAACGUGUCUUAAAGCUUGGCCAAGAUGCAGUUGACGAGAGAGGACACUGGGGGAGUAAGGUAGAGUUUCUUCUGGCCGUUGCCGGGAACAUUGUGGGCCUGGGCAACGUGUGGAGGUUUCCGUACUUGUGCUACAAAAAUGGCGGUGGUGCAUUCCUGGUGCCGUACCUGGUGUUUGCAUUCACGUGCGGUGUACCGCUCUUCCUUUUGGAGACCUUUGUGGGCCAGCACACUCAGGAGGGUGGUAUCACUUGCUGGAAGAAGCUUUGUCCAGUGGCUGAAGGUAUCGGCUAUGGGGGGCUGCUGACCCAGAUAUACGGCUGCAUGUCAUACACUAUUAUCCUGGCCUGGGCUCUUUUCUACCUUGCGUUCUCCUUCAUCUCUCCACUGCCCUGGAGCACCUGCGACAACUACUGGAACACAGCUGAUUGUGUCAUUGUUACAACAAGGAACCUCACCAACCACACCAAAGGAAACUCGGCAGCUAUGGAAUUCUGGGAGAUGUUUCUUUUUGCCCUGUGUAGACAUCGAGUGUUGAAUAUCUCCGGUGGUAUUGAGGAGAUUGGCAACAUCAGGUGGGAGGUGCUUCUGUGCCUCCUGACAAUGUGGGUCAUUUGUUAUUUCUGCAUCUGGAAAGGGGUCAAAUCAACUGGAAAGGUGGUGUACAUCACUGCCACAUUCCCUUAUGUGAUGCUCUUCAUCCUUUUGAUCCGAGGAGUCUCUCUUCCGGGAGCCAGACAAGGAGUCGAGUUCUACCUUCUGCCAGAUCCGUCGCGACUCACAGACCCUCAAGUGUGGCUGGAUGCCGGCUCCCAGAUCUUCUUCUCGUACAGCCUUGGUGCAGGCACUCUGACUGUACUGGGCAGCUACAACACCAGGAGAAACAAUUGCUACAAGGACUGCUUCUGGCUGUGUUUGCUGAACAGUUUGACCAGUGUGGUAGCUGGCUUUGCUGUCUUCUCGGUCCUGGGAUUCAUGGCUCACAAACAAGGCGUUCCUGUCGCAGAGGUGGCUGAGUCAGGUCCGGGCUUGGCGUUCGUUGCAUACCCACAGGCGGUGGCCAUGAUGCCGUUGCCUAACCUGUGGUCUAUCUGUUUCUUCGUCAUGCUCAUUCUCCUGGUCCUGGACACACAGUUUGUCGGCAUUGAGGAGGUGAUGACGUCCUUUACAGAUGUAUUCCCCACAGUGAUGCGUCGGGCAGGCAGGCAUGAAUGUUUCCUCCUGCUCUUCUGCCUCAUAUGUUUCCUCUUGCAGAUCGACAUGACCACGAUGGGAGGGAUGUACAUCUUCCAGAUUUUCGACUACUAUGCUUGCAAUGGAGCCUGCCUUCUCUUUCUUUGUGUGUUUAAAAGCUUGGCAGUAGGCUGGAUAUUUGGCGCAGAACGGCUGUGUGGCAUCAUAGAGGAGAUGACGGGCGACCGUCCCAACCCGUUCUUCAAAAUCUGCUGGCGCUACAUUAGCCCCUUGGUUUCGCUGGGCACUUUUAUAUAUUAUUUAAUUGGGUACCAGCCCCUAACAUUCAACCGCUCGUACGUAUACCCUACCUGGGCCUAUGUGUUGGGCUGGAUGAUGGCUCUGUCCUCCAUCCUGCUGGUGCCAAUCUGGGCGCUGUACAAGCUGAGCACUGCCAAGGGAACCCUCAGUCAGCGUCUCCAUGGUCUGUGCUGGCCCAAGCCACCUGAGGGCUCGCUGGCACGAAACACAGAGACCAUGCUGCAACACACUACUGAGGAGGAUCAAGAAUGAUUCAUUAAAAAAAAAACAA